Molecule: messenger RNA, 255 nt
Organism: Caenorhabditis briggsae
Lineage: Eukaryota; Metazoa; Nematoda; Chromadorea; Rhabditida; Rhabditidae
Exons: 2
Coding region: 1-255 (84 amino acids)
Molecular function (GO): G protein-coupled peptide receptor activity
Source: RefSeq, a predicted model, not a curated record
AUGGAAAAAAGCAGUUACGAAGAGUCAAUUGAAAAUGUGCAAAAUGUUUUGAUUCGACUUUCCUCGGACCUCAAUGUUUAUUUUGUUAUUGUGGCAACGUUGAAUUCAAUAUUACACCCGAUAUCUUAUAUUUUUAUGUCUAGUCAGUAUCGGGAGACAUUGAAAUCAGUUCUUGGAGGAAAACGAAAAAGUGUGAUUUCUGUGCAACCCAGAUUGAGCAGUUUUGUGUCUACUCCGGCAAUGUGUGUACCAUGA